This is a messenger RNA of Gambusia affinis (western mosquitofish), 1946 nucleotides long. Its product is annotated as leucine-rich repeat-containing protein 74A. The coding region runs from base 1 to 1938 and encodes 645 amino acids. The transcript has 13 exons. NCBI's taxonomy places the organism in Eukaryota, Metazoa, Chordata, Actinopteri, Cyprinodontiformes, Poeciliidae. The record is from RefSeq and is a predicted model, not a curated record. Gene Ontology annotation, molecular function: protein binding; calcium ion binding.
AUGUCAAUACCCUCCUUUGAAGAACUAAGUUUGAAAGAUGAAGACUGUCUUUCACCUAUUGAGUCACAAUCCACAGACACCGAGUCUGACCAAGAAUUGGAGUCCGAUGGGAAAAAGAAAUUCAGCAAACACAUGUCUGUUGCUGAGGUGUACAUGGAGGCCUGCAAACGGGUGGGUGUGGUUCCAGUUUCCUACUUCAUUCGAAACCAUAGCUCCCCAACAAUGACACUCACCUACCAUGGCCUCGGACCUUUAGGUUGCAAAGCACUCGCUAUUGCUUUGGUGUCUGAUGUGCACAUCAGGACUCUUGAGUUGGCCGAUAAUCAUAUUCAAGCAGAGGGAGUAAAAUAUCUGGCAGAGCUGUUGAGGGCUAAUUUUACCAUCCAGCAUCUGGAUUUAUCCAACAAUCAUGUGAAAUCUGAAGGAGCUGAGCAUAUAGCUAAAAUGUUGAUGGACAGCAUUUCUUUAAAGUCCAUUAAACUUUCAGGAAAUGGAUUUGCAGAUGAUGAUGCUAAGCAUUUCACAGAAGCACUGUCAAACAAUUCCAGAAUAAAGGAUCUGGACCUGAGUCAUAAUAAGUUUUGUGGAAAAGGAGGAGAAUAUUUGGGACAGCUGCUAGCAAACAACGAAGGCAUGGAAGUUCUGGAUCUCAGCUGGAAUCACCUUAGAAUGAAAGGGGCUGUGGCUUUUUCUGCUGGUCUUAAGGUGAAUAUGAUGCUGAAACAUCUCGACUUAUCAUGGAACGGUUUUGGAAAUGAAGGAGCCUUAGCCAUGGGUGAGGCCCUAAAGUUCAACAACACUCUGGUGCAUCUAAAUCUAAGCAACAACUGCAUCACCAAUGAAGGAGUCAGUAUGCUCUGCAGAGGUCUGGAUUACAAUGAAACGCUACGAGUCCUCCUGCUGGCUUAUAACGCUGUAACAGUAGAGGGAGCUCUUGCCCUGGUGAAUGUGGUGAAGAACUCACCAAAAUCGGCUCUGGAGCAGAUCAACAUAUGUAAUGUUCUGGUGAAUGAGAACUUUGUGAAUCUUUUGGAACUGACAUGUCAGGAGCAUCCCGGUCUGGAUGUGCAGUAUGAAGGGGUCGGAGGUUUUAUAGCUCAAAAACCACCCAAACGCAUUGAUCCAAUGAAAGUCAUUCAGGAUUAUCUUGAUAAACGCAAACUGCGUUUAUGGGAUUUCUUUCGGAAUAUCGACAAAGAUGGCACCAUGCGAGUACCUGUCACUGACUUCAGGAAAGCUAUUCAGCAAUCAAGCAUUCCUUUGAGUCGAUUUCAGAUCGAGGAGCUGAUUCACAGACUUGAUCGAGGCCGAACAGGAAUGGUAGAUUAUAGGGGACUGGCAGAUACAAGAAAACAGAUGGUGAGAGAUCACCGUCGUCAGCUGAAGAAGGUGGAGUCCCGACAGAAGAAAGAGAAGCAGAAGAGUGACCGCAUACUGAAGACCUUCCAGACGGCAGUGGAAGCUGUCACACCUCGCAGCUCCAUGAUCUUCUCCCCAGGAGGCGCCAAGGAAGAUUCAGGUGGCCCACAGCCCUUUUCUGCUACCCCUCUCAGUUCCUGGCACCACAUUGUCAUGUCAAACAGCAGUCGCUACUCUGUCACUAAUAUGAGCGGCGACCAUGUUCAUCUGCCCAUGCUGGGAGGAACCUCCCCUUACCGUCCCACCAGUUCUCCAGCGAUGCGGUCCUACUCUCAACCCAACCUCCUGGUUGACUCCUCCACCUCUCCAACAAGCAAAUCCAUCUCUGCUCAGGGCAUUCGCUCCGAUCUAGAGACGGAUUACAGCAAGCUAAGUCCUUCUGGCAACAGCCUGACCAGGUCCAGGCCUGCUCUAAACAUACAGCAGCCAGAGAAUAAGGUCAAAACUAAGAAAUUAAAGAAACGAAAAGUGAAGAAGUAUGGUGUCAAAGACUCACAGAAUCCAACAAAAAUCAAGUAACACUGGCU